AUGAUUUCUCUGAUUUAUUGGUAAUAAUCAUUUAUUAAUUUUCUACUCUCUAUAGAAGCCAAUAAAGGGUAAUCUUCUUUUUUUGAAUAUUUUGUAAUUUCUAAAUCAUUGGCUUUCCUUACUAAUAUAAGCUACUUUCCAUCUAAAUUCUAAAAUUAGAUUGUANUAAGAGGUAGAAUAAAAAUAGUUAUAAAAGCUCGAAGUUUAAAUGCAUCACAUUACUACUAAUUUGUAGAAGUACCUAAAUAUCAAGUGUCUUAAGCUUCAAUAAUAAAAACAGAGAGUUAGGAGAAAUAAAGAAGAUUACUCUUUCAUCAUCGUACUAUUUUCAUAGAAAAACUCAAAUAGAGAGAUAAGAAAUAAUAAAAGUAGAAAAUAUUGAGAGAAAAGAUGUAUGAAAUCAAUGAAUCACAGUAAAGAAGAUUUAGUUGUCAUUGUAAUGAAUGUGGUAAAAGAAAUAAUAAAAUUAAUAAAUUUCAUAAUAUUUAAGUGAAAUCAGAGAAAAUAAUAAAAGAAUUCUGGUCCAGUUUAAAUUUACAAUAAUAACAAUAAUCAUUACUUACAAUAUCAACAAAAUCAUUAAAGUCUAAUACAACUUUACUCUCAUUUCCAGAUACUAGUCCUUAAAAAGUCAAAUCUAAGAUUGAGAGUCCUGUCUAAAAGAAAUUAAACUCUAAUUAUAAAUUAAUUUCUGUACCUUCAUUAAAUUUAAAACCAUAUCUUUGGGAACAAUCAUCUUAAAAAAAAGUUAGUCAUCAUUAAAUAGACUCAACUUAGUUAAUUCUUAGACCUAUUUCACUUAGAGCAUCUGCUCCUAAUUUAGAAACUUUUGAUUAUUCAUCUAAAAACAGCAGCCCAAGAAGAGGAUAAUCGAAUUCAAAUAUUAAAUAAGACAUUCAAGUAUUGACUUCAAGAAACUUCUCUAAAAGAAUGAUUUAAACUUCUCAUUUAAAAACAUUCUCUGGUAUUCAUAUUCGAAAUACCAUACUAAGUACAAAAAAAGAAAUAAAGUAUUGA
Molecule: messenger RNA, 1017 nt
Organism: Paramecium sonneborni
Lineage: Eukaryota; Ciliophora; Oligohymenophorea; Peniculida; Parameciidae
Source: the annotation of a GenBank genome assembly